Lymnaea stagnalis (great pond snail) is the source of this 4037-nucleotide messenger RNA. Lineage: Eukaryota; Metazoa; Mollusca; Gastropoda; Lymnaeidae. The record is from the annotation of a GenBank genome assembly.
AAAAAGAAAAGUGUGGAGGGAGAGGCUAGAUGUUCAUACAAAAGUGAAUUUGUCCGAAUUUGAUGAGACUAUUCAUCGUAUGGGAAAUCAACAAACCAAUAAAAAUGUAUAUACAAUUUAUUCGAUGUCAUUUAAAAUGGCUGAGUUUAAUGUUAAAUUUUUAUUUGAAAAAUGAUUGAAAUUGGCCCAGUUAAAUAUAUCUGAUUUGAACUGAAGGUGUUUAAUGCUUCUGGAAUUAUCUUAGGAGAUAAAGGUCAUUCUAGAAAUUUCUUAGGAGAUAAAGGUCAUUUAAAAUGUGUAACUUUAUUAUUAUUGUUUUAUUUUAUUAUCUUCCUGUUUUUUCAUUUCUCUUGAGCUGACUUUAGAAUAUAAAUGGCAAACUGUGUCUGACAUGUUCACUUUUGUCUGCAGACUUCCAUUACACAGAUCACAAUGUUCAUUCUUGUAUUGUGUGCUCUCGUAGCUUUUGCCAACGCAGGUAACAUGAGAAGAGAUGGACCAUUUGGGUUAAAAAUAAUAAUGACUUGUUUGUCAAUAAGAACAGAUCUCUAAAGAAUAAACAGAAAAAUACCAUGACUAAAAGUUCUAUACUUUAACUAUCGACUUUUUUUAGGGUCCUGCUUCAAUUAUUGAAGUUUAUUUUAUACUAAUAGUUAGUAGGCUCUUGGCUCUUCUACGUAAUUCAUUGCUUUCAUUUAGUAAGGGACCAACAUUCUCAUUAGGGUUUGUUGUAUUAAAGACAGUUCAUCGAUGAAUGUUUGAUCUUCACAGCUCCAAGGACCUGUCAUGGUGACGUCACAAAACUAAGUCCCAAAGGGAGAGCAUCCGGAGGUUAGUCACGUGGCUUAGAUUAGUUAUGCCUUGCUCAUUAUGAAGGCCUAUUAAGGCAUAUUAUUGUUUUCAAAACAAUGAAAAGAAACAUGUUAUAUUCGUUACGGGCUUUAAAAUUUGACUUGUUACUGUAAUAUUUAUUCAUUUAGUUAUUAGUUACUUUGAGAGAAUCCCAUAUUUAUUAUUGUUUGAUAUUCAUCUUGAACAGACAUUUUAAAAGCAACAGUUGAGGUGUUUGACCAUUUCCGAUGUUAAACGCGAAAAGAUAUAUAUUUUUGUAAACUUGAAUCAUAUUAAAUCAGGUGUGGCAGCAUCCAACACUGCGGUACAACAUGAUCUCCCAGCUCUAGUGUCCCACAAGAACUGCUACGAUGCAUCUGCCGAUAGAAACUGUGAGUUGCGAAAUGUUAAAAUGCGAAUGUUGAAGUAUUUCGGAUCAAAGAUUUAAAUCACAAUAAUUUUGAGAAUAUAACUUUUUAAAAUAUAUGUAACAACAGUUAGUCAUUUCUAAAUAAAAAUAUAAAGAGAGUUUUUCGUCAAUGCAUGUUUCGUCAAGUUUUUUUAAUCAUUAAAAAUAAAAAUUUUGAGUGACGAACUGAAAAUAUAAACAUAAACAACAAAAACAGAUUUAAAGCUAUAAAGAAUUUAAACGUGAAUGUUUGAAUUGUUUUGGCAGGUAUCCAAGCUUCAUUGAUCGCCGCCCUUGCCAGCAGAGAGUCCAACGGUGGAAGCGCCCUUGUCAAUGGUUAUGGCGAUAACGGCAAAGCUUGGGGUAUCCUGCAGGUAAACAUAGGCUAAUCUUACAGACAAUUAAGGAAAGCCGAUCGGUAUGCUUUUUGCCGCCCCCUUCCACUAAUGAAAAAAAAAAAGAAAAAAAGGGUUGCAUUCAACUGCAAAUGCAACCGCUAAAUAAAAAAAACGAAAAAAAAAAGGUUCCGUUAAGGGUCCUUCGCCAAUGUAUUUGUUUGAAAUACACGGCAAUUUAAUAGAGCUAUUAUCAUGAGAUAAUUCAACAACAAUGCCGGAAUGCAAUUUUAUGAAGUAACGCUCGUUAUAGAUUUAUUUGGAAACUCAACCAAAAAUUAUUAUUAUUUUUUUAACCUGAAAAGUCUUUCUUCUACAAAAGUAAGAUGCAGUUUGAAAAACGUUACCUCAAUUUAUUGUUUCGAUGCAAUACCUGAUCAUUCGUUCCCAUUCGAUGUUUAGUGUGACAUUGCCCACUCUGGUCUCCCAUGUACUACCGUCGGCUGGAACAGCUGUGCUCACAUUGAAAUGAUGGUCAGCAGACUUUUGGUGCCAUACAUUCAACAGGUAAGUGCUAGGAAUUAGAAAAAAUGAAAUGAAUCAACCUGAAAAUGAAAUAAAUCAAAUAUAGAUGGAUAACAACUUAUAAUAAAUCAGUGUUGGUCAUUUUUAAAUGUUUCAAUAACACUGUUCUUUAAAAAUUAGAGAUCACAUCUUUUUUUUCAUGACUAUAACAAUCAUAAUAUUUAAGCGCCAGUAGCAGUUUAACAACAUCAAGUUGGUGCUUACUUUAAUUUGUGUUACUUUUGUUCGCUGUAUGCCGAUACAUUCAUUGAUUUGAUGAGUUGUAUACACCUUCACACAUUUCACACAUUUCUUAAACUAGACAAAAAGAAAAUAAGUCGUACUUUGCUUAAGCAGACAAAAUUAGCGCUACUGAGUAGAAACAGAAAUAAUAUAAAGCAUUUAGGGAACUUGAAAAUGCUUGUCAAAGUUGGUCUUGAUGAAACGAAGACAAAAUAUAUGAUAAUGUCACGAAACAUCCACGAUGAUGACAACAUAAAUAUAAAAAACAACAAGUUUCUAGGGGCGACUAUUAACAAGUCCAGUUAAAGUCGGAGGUGAAAGAAAGGAUAGCAGCAGGCCACCGUUCCUAUUUCAGCCUACAAAACCUACUGGUAGGCAAAAACCUCUCAAGAGGAACAAAGUAAUCUUUGUUACACACCUCUAGCAUAAGAAAGUAUUGACUUACGCUAGUGAGACUUGGACCAGAAAACCCAUGAAAACCCUGAAAAUAUCACCGCGCAAUUCUGAAAAACCAAAUCACCACCAAAUAACACCUCGAAACCCGGAAAUUCCAACCUUGAGAUGCUACAAGGAGUUAGAACAAUGAACACAUACUAUUUCCACUACUUAAUAUUGUGGGGUUCGAUUGUACAACUAUCAUUACGUCUAAUAAAUACAGAAGCUUUAUAAAAUACAGGUAUUAAAUUGGAGGCCACCAUCUUUAUGGUAUUGUCUUAUCUACAGGUCUAUGCAAAGCAUCCAACAUGGUCUCUUGAUCAAGCUCUACAAGGUAUAUUUUGGAAAAGUGAUAUUAAUUGAAGGAACUAUAAAAGGGCUUGAUUCUUUGCCUUUUUUUUUUUUGUGUCCCGUUCAUUACCACAUUAUUCCACCUUUGGUCCUUUGGUACUAAAAUUCAUAUUGCUCAUCUCAUAAUCACAAAAUAGUGUUUUCUUAAAGAGAUUUUUGUUAUCUUUAUGAAUAAAAGUGAAAUUUACAUUUCAUUAGUUAACUAUAAAGAAUAUUAAAAAUGAAAUAUAUUUUGAAUAAUUGAAGUGUGAACAAUUCUCGUCAUCAAUCAGGUGGUGUUGCUGCGUACAACUUUGGCGUCGGAAAUGUCCAGACAUGGGGUGGUGUUGAUGUUGGCACAACUCAGGGAGACUACAGUAAUGAUGUCAUCGCCAGAGCCCAAUAUCUCCACUCUCACGGAUGGAACUAAAUGUCCGAUGAUCUUCAAUUUACUUCAUGCAAAGCAAAAAAUACUGUUUUUUUCGACUCUAUGUUUACACUGCCUACAUACUAAAUGAGAUGGAAUUGAUGCAAUUCAAUGAAAAUAAGUAAGAGAAGGGAUUAUGGCUAAAUGAAAUAAUUUGCAAAUAAAAAUGAAUAGAACCUUCUUUUUCUGUUGGCCUUAAUUUUUGGUUACAUUAUAUGUGAGCCUCUAAAAGCCUGUCAAAAUGAGGGGUAAGUAAAUAUUUGUACAGGACGUACGAAUCAUAAUGUCCAGGUGCUAGCUUCAAUGACAAUGAUGCAUUAUUGAGAAGAUGUAAUUUUGUUUAAUUAAACACCACUAUUGAUUUGCCUACUUAGGCAAUAUGUGUACUAAGUUUGGUCCAGAUUGAUCUUUUUAUGUAGGAGUAUUUAGGCUGUUGAUAUUUCUAUAGCUCAUCAGGAAAAAA